GACUGCCCCGAGUGUCCGCCCCGCCCCGCUGGGGCCCGCCCGGCCAUGGGCUAUAAGUUCGCGCCGGGCAGCUGGCCCGCAGCACCGCGCUGGUGGUCCGCGCCCCGAGUGUCCCACCGCGUCUGAGCUGUCGCCGCUAAUCUGGUCAUGGCCGAGGAGCUGCUCCUGGAGAGGUGUGACUUGGAGAUACAAGCCAAUGGCCGUGACCACCACACGGCCGACCUAUGCCAUGAAAAGCUGGUGCUUCGUCGUGGCCAGCGAUUCCGGCUGACGCUCUACUUUGUGGGCCGAGGCUAUGAGGCCAGUGUGGACAGCCUUACAUUUGGUGCUGUGACAGGCCCAGCUCCCAGUGAAGAGACAGGGACCAAGGUCCGCUUCCCACUGUCUGACGAUGUGCAGGAGGGAUCCUGGACAGCCUCCGUGCUGGACCAACGGGACAAUGUCCUCGCGCUGCAGCUCUGCACCCCAGCCAAUGCUCCUGUCGGCCAGUACCGCCUCAGCCUGGAGGUCUCUUCUGGCUACCAAGGCUCCAGCUACGUUCUGGGCCAUUUCAUCCUGCUCUUCAAUGCCUGGUGCCCAGCGGAUGAUGUAUACCUGGACUCGGAGGAGCAGCGACGGGAAUAUGUCCUUACCCAACAGGGUUUCAUCUACCAGGGCUCCGUCAAGUUCAUCAAGAGUGUGCCUUGGAACUUUGGGCAGUUCGAAGAUGGAAUCCUAGACAUCUGUCUGAUGCUCUUGGAUGUGAACCCCAAGUUCCUGAAGGACAGUGCCCGGGACUGCUCCCGCCGCCGCAGUCCCAUCUAUGUGGGCCGGGUGGUGAGUGGCAUGGUCAACUGCAAUGAUGACCAGGGUGUACUUCUGGGCCGAUGGGACAACAAUUAUGGGGAUGGUGUCAGCCCCAUGGCCUGGAUUGGCAGCGUGGACAUCCUGAGGCGGUGGAAGGAGCAUGGCUGUCAGCAAGUCAAAUACGGGCAAUGCUGGGUGUUUGCAGCUGUAGCCUGCACAGUGCUCCGGUGCCUUGGCAUCCCUACCAGAGUGGUGACCAACUACAACUCAGCCCACGACCAGAACAGCAACCUGCUCAUCGAGUACUUCCGUAAUGAGUUCGGGGAGCUGGAAAGCAACAAGAGCGAGAUGAUCUGGAACUUCCACUGCUGGGUAGAGUCCUGGAUGACCAGGCCGGACCUAGAGCCAGGCUAUGAGGGGUGGCAGGCCAUUGACCCCACACCGCAGGAGAAGAGCGAAGGGACAUACUGCUGUGGCCCAGUCUCAGUGCGGGCCAUCAAGGAGGGUGACCUGAGCACCAAGUACGACGCACCCUUUGUGUUUGCCGAGGUCAACGCUGAUGUGGUGGACUGGAUCCGGCAGGAAGAUGGAUCAGUUCACAAAUCCAUCAACCGCUCCUUGAUUGUGGGGCAGAAGAUCAGCACGAAGAGUGUGGGCCGUGAUGAGCGGGAGGACAUCACCCACACCUACAAGUACCCAGAAGGGUCACCGGAGGAGAGGGAAGCCUUCACCAGGGCCAACCACCUGAACAAACUGGCAGAGAAGGAGGAGACAGGGGUGGCCAUGAGGAUCCGUGUGGGCGAGAGCAUGAACAUGGGCAACGACUUUGAUGUGUUUGCCCACAUCGGCAAUGACACCUCUGAGAGCCGUGAUUGUCACCUCCUGCUCUGUGCCCGCACCGUCAGCUACAAUGGGGUGCUGGGGCCUGAGUGUGGCACUGAGAACCUCAACCUGACCCUGGAUCCCUUCUCUGAGAACACCAUCCCCCUUCGCAUCCUCUACGAGAAGUACAGUGAGUGCCUGACAGAAUCAAACCUCAUCAAGGUGCGGGGUCUCCUUGUCGAGCCAGCUUCCAACAGUUACCUACUGGCAGAGAGAGACCUCUACCUGGAGAAUCCCGAAAUCAAGAUCCGGAUCCUGGGGGAGCCCAAGCAGAACCGCAAGCUGGUGGCUGAGGUGUCUCUGAGGAAUCCACUCUCUGAGCCCCUGAAUGACUGCAUCUUCACUGUGGAGGGGGCUGGCCUGACCAAGGAGCAGAAGUCUGUGGAAGUCCCAGACCCAGUGCCAGCAGGAGAAGUGGGCAAGGUGAGAGUCGACUUCUUCCCGACUGAAAUUGGCCUCCACAAGCUGGUGGUGAACUUCCAGUGUGACAAGCUGAAGUCUGUAAAGGGCUACCGGAACGUCAUCAUUGGGCCAGCCUAAGGAACCCCUUCACCAAGCUCCACCUCACCUGCUGCCAACCCUCAACUCAACCUGGUCUUUAUCCCGAGAUAAUGAGCAACUUCACCCCUUCAGGUUGACAUGGCUGCCUGGGGGCUCUUUGGAAGGAAAUGCACUUCCUGUCCAUUCUGUUCCUCUGGUCUAGUUCCCCAUCUGUCCCCUUAGCUGUGAGGAAUGUUUGAUGCCAACACAGUGGGAUCCCUAGCCUUGGCAGACCAGAGCUGGGGGAAGAGGAGAACCAUUGCCAGCACCCUGUGUUGUUCAAACUGUCCCUAGAUCGUCAGAGAAAGUGCAAAGGGAUGGUGAGCCCUCUGGCUCAAUGAAGGAAUCAGCUGCCCCGGCCAUCAGUAUCCCAGCCACCUCCCCUCUGAAAGGGAACUACUAUGUACUAGGCACCUCAAGUUCUCACAGGGCCACCAGCCUGUUUAAAGUUCACGAGAAACUGCAGGAUGGAAACCGAGGCUGCCCAUGUUGUGCUGUGUCAGUAGGCUGGCCAUCACUUGCAUGACCAGUGAGCGAGCCUGGAAACAGGGCCUGUGCCAUCUAGCUUGAACUCUAGUACUCCAUCUGUGACAUCAGCCCUGACCUGAGAGAGUCAGAGAGGCCACAUGGGACCAAUCUGGAAGGACACAGUUGUCGUGAGGAGGUAAAGAAAGGGCAGCGAGGCUGGGGAGCUUGGGAGUCGGAGCCUAGGGUUGAACCCCAAGGAGAGCCAUACUUUACCCUCCUCUUCUGGGCUUGAUGCUUCUUCAUCAAAGCAAUGAUUGGUGAUCCCAUCUCCAGAGUCCUAUGGUCCUAUGCUUCUGAAGCCUGCCACCCAGGUCCAGGGCACGCUGGGAAGGAGGCAGUAGCACCAGGCCUGGACCUGGACCGUCCUGCUUCUCACCUAUGCCCGGGCCCCUCAGAUGCAGUUCCAGAACUACUCAUAAGCUGCCUGCAGUGCCUAGCCUAGACUUCACAGGAGGAGCCUUAACUGUCCCUGCUGGUCACUUCCACCAGGGCCACGCCUCCAUCAGCCUGCACCCCCAGGCACAACACUUGUCUACAAGAAAGCAUGGGAGCCUAUGGGUCACCAUCCCUUACUACCUCUCCAUGGCUGGGCCCUCAAACUGGAAGACUUCAGAGCAGGGGAGCGUUCUCUGGGUGACAAGAUCAGAGGAUCUGGGACUCCCUGAAAUCCCAGAGAAGAGCUUGAGGAGAAUCACACUGUUGCCUUUAACACUUUCCGCUUUACACAGAGAAUUGCACCGUAGCCAUGUGUCUGCCCCAUUACCACACAGCUCUGCUUCUGUUGGUUUGUGCAAGCUUUGGGUUCCAAGCAGGCAGUAGGCAUGCUUUUGAAGCACACGUGAGCACUGAAAUAAAGGUCUAUUUUUCACAUUAAAACAA
Cricetulus griseus (Chinese hamster) is the source of this 3615-nucleotide messenger RNA. The record is from RefSeq and is a predicted model, not a curated record. NCBI's taxonomy places the organism in Eukaryota, Metazoa, Chordata, Mammalia, Rodentia, Cricetidae.